GCGUUUGGGCGCAGCAGCGAUGGAGAAGUAUGAAAAAAUCAAAGUUGUCGGGAGAGGAGCUUUCGGGAUUGUUCACCUGUGCCGCAGGCGCAACGACGGAGCUUUCGUCAUCCUUAAGGAGAUCCCGGUGGAGCAGAUGUCACGGGAUGAACGCCUGGCAGCCCAGAAUGAGUGUCAGGUGCUGAAACUGCUCAACCAUCCAAAUAUCAUAGAGUACUAUGAGAACUUCCUAGAGGACAAGGCCCUCAUGAUAGCGAUGGAGUAUGCACCAGGUGGAACCCUGGCUGACUAUAUACAGAAGCGCUGUAAUUCCCUCCUGGACGAGGACACCAUUCUUCACUUUUUUGUGCAGAUCUUGCUUGCUCUGUAUCAUGUGCACAACAAACUAAUUCUGCACCGUGACCUCAAGACUCAGAACAUCCUUCUCGACAAGCACCAGAUGAUUGUCAAAAUCGGGGACUUCGGCAUCUCCAAAAUCCUCGUCAGCAAGAGCAAAGCUUACACUGUGGUUGGGACUCCUUGCUACAUCUCCCCAGAGCUGUGUGAGGGGAAGCCAUAUAACCAGAAGAGUGAUAUCUGGGCUUUGGGCUGUGUGUUGUACGAGCUGGCGAGCCUCAAGAGAGCCUUCGAAGCCGCUAAUCUUCCUGCCCUUGUUCUCAAGAUCAUGAGCGGUACCUUUGCUCCAAUCUCAGACCGCUACAGCCCAGAACUCCGACAGCUGAUCCUCAACAUGCUCAACCUGGAUCCAUCCAAACGGCCUCAGCUCAAUGAAAUAAUGGCUUUGCCUAUAUGCAUCAGGCCCUUGCUUAAUCUCUACACCGACAUAGGCAACGUGAAAAUGCGCAGGAUUGAGAAACCACUUUCUACUGUGCAGCUUGGUGCUCAAGGUAGAGCAGGAGGAAGGGUUCCUACCAACAGGUCCAGGGAUGGAUCAGUCGGUUUAGGAUCGGGAAAGAUGCAUCCCCUCCCACUGUCCUUGGUGUACACAUGGGGAAGCGGCAUUACAGCCCCACUCCGUCUGCCCAUGCUCAACACCGAAGUGCUUCAGGUGUCUCUUGGCCGUACUCAAAAGAUGGGAGUCACCAAGUCGGGCCGUCUGAUCACAUGGGAGGCUCCAUCGGUGGUGUCUGGUGAGGCCAGUCUUCCUGGUGUGGUGGAACAGAUGCAGCCGUUGUUCAUUUCUCGCUUCCUCGAGGGUCAGUCUGGAGUCACCAUUAAGUCUGUGUCCUGUGGCGAUCUCUUUACUACCUGCAUGACAGAUAGGGGCAUUAUCAUGACAUUUGGAAGCGGUAGCAAUGGCUGCCUGGGACAUGGCAACUUUAAUGAUGUAACUCAGCCCAAGAUUGUGGAGGCUCUCCUAGGGUAUGAGCUGAUACAGGUGUCCUGUGGAGCUUCCCACGUUCUAGCUGUGACCAAUGAAAGAGAAGUAUUUGCAUGGGGAAGAGGAGACAAUGGUCGCCUCGGGUUAGGCACCCAAGACACCCACAAUUCUCCACAGCAGGUGUGUUUACCCGAGGAAUUUGAGGCCCAGAAGGUGGUGUGUGGCGUCGACUGUUCCAUGAUUAUCAGCACCCACUGCAGGAUUGUGGCAUGUGGAAACAACAGGUUCAAUAAGCUUGGCUUGGAUAGGAUUACAGCAGGAGAGGAACCAAAUCCUGUAAAUCAAUUGGAAGAAGCUCAUUCUUAUACUCAAGUCCAAUCAGCACCACUCAGCACUGAGAAGAUUGUUUACGUUGACAUCGGAACGGCUCAUUCUGUUGCUGUUACAGAAGCGGGUCAGUGUUUUACCUUUGGCAGCAACCAGCAUGGUCAGAUGGGUUGCAGCUCACGGCGGAGCAGCCGUGUACCGUACCCGGUGCCCGGUCUGCAGAGCAUCACAAUGGCUGCCUGUGGCGACGCCUUCACCCUGGCUGUUGGAUCUGAAGGGGAGGUGUAUACGUGGGGAAAGGGGGCCCGCGGCCGCCUCGGAAGGAAAGAGGAGGAUUGUGGGAUACCGAAGGUGGUGCUGCUCGACGAGAGUCACCCAUUCACAGUGACAUCGGUGGCUUGCUGUCAUGGCAACACUCUGCUGGCAGUGAAACCUCUAUGUGAGGAACUUGUCCCAAGAUAAUUUUCUCCUAAAAACCCCUUCAGCUGUCUCCUGGAGCUGGACGGGGGUCUGCCGAGGAAGACGUCUUCUUCCCAGAGACCCAGCACCGCAACAGCUAAACAGUUUCCUUUUAUUCUGCAGCUGCAGCUUCAGAGUUUUUCCCUCGGUCCUGCUCGCCAUCUGGCCGAUCUUUCUUUUUCUUCAUGGACGAAUGUUUGUUUCAGUUGGUGGCCUGAUAACAGAGAGGGUCACAACCUGUGUGAGGCAGCAGGUGUGUCUCACCACAGGCUUGUUCAAGGAAUGUUGCAGCGCUGAUACUGAAGCUGGAUUACAAGCAGUCGUUAGACAGCUCUCAUGUGGGGAGCUAUUGUCCUCCCUCACGUGCAGCGUCCGCUCCAUAAACCAUGAAAAGAGCCUAAAAGUCAGACUGGUUUCAGCUGUUUUAAGAUACUGGUGAAUGAGUCAAGAAGAAUGAAGCCACUUGGGCGUUCAUCAGUCAGAUGACGUGAGCACAUUAAUCUUGAUCACACCGUCAGUGGUCACUUUGUGCUUUAUUGGAUUACUUUUACAAUACAGGAGUACUCAAACCAGAUUACAAGGGCUGUUGGAGGUCAAACUGACCUGUGGCGGAAGUCACUGCUUUCUGCAGAUUUAACAGUCAUCUGUUUACCCUGAUCUGAGCACAGCAUGACCUGCUAUCAAGAAAAAAAACACUGCUUUGGCUUCAUUGUACAAACUUUUGAGAAGCUGAAGAGAAAGGAUUUACUUAUUCAAAUAUAUUGUAUAAAUGAAGUGAUUGUAUAUUUGGCUGCAAAGGAAAUAAAUCACACCCACGGGUGACCAAUGCUCAGCAGUGAGGCCAGGAUGAAGAACACUGGGCUCUAUGGAUCAGAAGAUAUUUUAAGUAGAGUAAGUCUUUGUCUUCAUCAUCAGGACACAAUGAGCUUGAAACACUCGUCCUGUAUACACCCAAUAAAAACUGAUAAGAGGCAAACAGAAAGGAAGAAAAACAACCCCAAAGCCACAGCGGUGCGAUGAAUGUGCUUCUGUUUAUUGUGGCAUGCUUUAGGUAGUUUUAAUAAUAGAUUAUUACUCUGGCAACAACGUGUAGAAACUAUACAUUACAGGUAAAAGUGCAUCAGGUGAAAAAAUAAAUGCAUAAUGGAGACUAAGUUCAAAAAUGGAAAUAAAAUGCAAAGCUAAGAAUAAACACAUGACAGAGGUGUGAAAUCUCUGUAAUACGUGCAUAUUUUUCUGUUUUAAUUUGAAGUCACAUGACAUUUUGUUGCAAAAUACUCCCGAGAAGAUUGAUGUCCACAGGUGCAACAUAACACUGAUGCUCAUAAAAACAUGCAGCGCGAGCAAAACAAAGAGCUACACCUGUGUAAGUCGGCUUUGCUGAAUAUUGAGGUGGAAUCAGGUCUCCGAUCUUCUGUAUCAUCUUAAAGAAAUUAUAAUAAGAAAUAAGGACAUUUCUCAAUGACAGUAUUUCCUUCACAUCAUCUUCACUGCCCCCUGUAUCCCCACAUUAUGUUUUAUUUGAAACUGAGAUCAACAUUUGAUGUCCUUAUUAUAACCAGUGAUAUAAAUGUAUUUAUUCUUUGUUUUUUUAGCCUGUUUUCCAGAGUGGUAGGUUCAUCUCCUUCAU
Messenger RNA from Cololabis saira (Pacific saury), 3737 nucleotides. RefSeq names its product NIMA-related kinase 8 (gene nek8). Gene Ontology annotation, biological process: protein phosphorylation. The record is from RefSeq and is a predicted model, not a curated record. The transcript is spliced from 15 exons. Bases 20 to 2110 code for a protein of 696 amino acids. Lineage: Eukaryota; Metazoa; Chordata; Actinopteri; Beloniformes; Belonidae. Gene Ontology annotation, molecular function: protein kinase activity; ATP binding.